AUGGAAUCAGAAGCGGCACUUGGUACACUACCGGCUGCCUCUAUAGGUGAACUAGAGUCUCAAGACCUACGGGACCAAUUGAGCAACGAUGUUAUCCGCAGUUUCGGCGUCGAAAACGGCAAUGCCCUGCACAUUUCCAUAGAUGACCACCCCAUCACGUUGCCUCUCUUCUCGCCAGAGGAAAUCUUCACCAACCCAUCGACGUACAGUCGUGAGGAAACUAUCGACUGCCUACAACGAGGUAUCGGUCAAUUCUGGGCUGAUGAUUUGGCUGCCCAACAGAUGGAUGCCGGUACCAACAUGCAGAACCCUCCUCAAGAGCAGAAUUCCUCUCAAGAACAGAGCCCACCUCAAGAGCAGAGCUCCCCUCAUGCUCCAAGUGCCACACCUGAGGUCAAACCCAUACCUCAGGCCAAGGCUCGGGGUGUAAAGAGAACGAGGGCAUCUGAACCCGAGUCUCGAGCUGCAAAGCGACCUGGCAGGAGAAAACGCCAGCCCGCGACCAAGGAAGCGAAGUCUGAGGAGCCCCGUCGUUUGCGAAAACUUCUACCGAAGCCUCCUCAGCCAAAGCUUGAUCAACCAUGCGCUUUUUCACCAAUGGCCCAUGUACCUCAUCAACAGGAAUUCCAGGCCAAUGGGCGAAGCGCAUAUGGUAUGGGCGCUCCUGCCUUGGUUGCUGCUAAUCCGUCCGGAUCAUGGUUCUUGGCAGACGCAGAUGAGUAUAGAUCCUCGCGGUUUUGCGUUUUCUGGCAACGCGAGUGUCUAUAA
Molecule: messenger RNA, 768 nt
Organism: Fusarium mangiferae
Lineage: Eukaryota; Fungi; Ascomycota; Sordariomycetes; Hypocreales; Nectriaceae
Exons: 3
Coding region: 1-768 (255 amino acids)
Source: RefSeq, a predicted model, not a curated record